This is a messenger RNA of Rhizophagus irregularis DAOM 181602=DAOM 197198, 1415 nucleotides long. RefSeq lists its product as uncharacterized. Lineage: Eukaryota; Fungi; Glomeromycota; Glomeromycetes; Glomerales; Glomeraceae. The record is from RefSeq and is a predicted model, not a curated record.
AAUGUAAACAUUACACAAGUUUAUCAUGUGAUAUUAGUUCAAUACUCACUUAACAUCUAGUACAACUAAAAGGAUGAAAAGUCAGUCUCGAAAAUUUUCUUCUUAAAUAAAUAUGGCGUCAAUACAAUCAUCUUCACAGGCUGUAAAUGAAGAAAAUGGACAAUCUAUUGAAGAUGAUAAUAAUUUUGUUCCUGUUCGUAAAACGUAUAAUACUUUAGGUCUAAGCAUAUUAUGUAUUGGUAUCGCAUCGUUUGUUAUACAAACGGAACUAGCACAAUUUGUACAAACAGGAAUUAAAUUUCAUAAACCAUAUUUCAUUCUAUGGGUAGCACAUAGUUGUUAUAUGAUAAUAUUACCGCUUCAAUUUAUGUUUAGACUGAAUCCACUUCAAUAUUUAGUAGAAUUUCUUGAUGUUGGAGUUGAACUAUUUGGUACAAUUAAACCAACGUAUUAUUCAGUUUUAACAAGAAAUCAAGCAGUGGAAGAAGUUGAUCAUAAUAAUUAUUCGAUUGACGAUACAUCUAUAACUCAAAUUUUAACAUCCAGGUAUUAUAGAUCAGUAAUAAUUUAUAUUCUAAAGAUAUCAUUACUAUUCGCUUGUGGUAUAUGUAUAUCAGGAUAUAUUUGGUAUAUUGCCGUAAACUUAACCACAAUGGCUAAAUUAACGGCAAUAUAUAACACGAGUUGUUUUUGGGCUUAUGUAUUUUCAAUAAUUUUAUUAAGUGAGUCAAUCAAAGUAGAAAAAAUUAUAGCGACAUUUUUAAGUAUUACAGGAGUAGUAAUUAUGACAUUUUUUGGUAAAGAAAACAAUGAUAAUGGACAUUUUAAUAAUAAUACUAUUGUUAUAGUGAUGGGAGAUUUAUUAGCAUGUUUUGGUGCUCUCAUGUAUGGAUUAUAUCAAGUGCUUUAUAAGAAAUUAGGUAGUCCUCCAACACCGUCUUUUUUAUUUGCAAAUACAAUAACAGGAUUAAUAGGAGUGCAUACUUUUCUUUUUCUUUGGAUACCGAUACCAUUAUUACAUUUUACUGGUAUUGAAUUAUUUGAAUUACCUGAUUCAGGAACAUUCGGCUUUAUACUAUUAAUUGCAAUAGCAGGAGUAUUUUUUAAUGCAAGUUUUAUGUUAGUGAUAGCAUUAACUUCCCCUUUAUUUGCUGCUAUUGGUAUUAUGUUAACUAUUCCAAUUGUUGCUUGGGCUGAUUUAAUUGUUAUUAAUACACCGAUAACUGUAAGUACUGUGGUCGGUAGUUUUUGUAUAUUAUUAGCUUUUGUAUUAUUAAGUUGGGCAAGUAUUAGGGAUGAAAUUAGAAAACUUUAUUUUAGUUAGAGAUAGAUAAUAGAGUAAUUACUAGAAUAUUAUCUAAUGUAAUUUUUGUAAUAUCUUUAUUUUACUUAACUUUUUUUUAAAAAAAAAAAGU